AUGAACGACGAACGAAAUUUAUUUAUUUUUGAUGCUGUUGAUCAACAACAGCAACAACAUGAUCGUAUUUUUAAUGAACUUCAUGAUCAACAACAACCAAGAGCACCACAGCCAUUACCAUUCCAUUUGGACAAAUUUUUUCAUCGUCAAACAUUGCUCUAUUUUCAACAUUAUGUACUACGAAUUCCGUUACUUUUAAUAUUUGAUUAUCUGUUUACAGAACAAUUUACUGGUAUCAUUAUUUCAUUUAUGAAUACACUUCUGAACUAUAUUGGUAGUUACUUCUCAGAAAUGAAUGAUUUGGCUGCGUCCACAAAUAUAAAUAAAACAACAUUAAGUGAAAUGAUAAAUAAUGAAACGACAUUAACGUUAAACGCUACACUACCCCCAUUUUUGACUGAAACAUCAGCAUUUGCAGCAUCUGCCAUCGAAGUUUUAUUUGAAAACUUACACAAUACAUGUUUAACAAUAUCUACUAUCACUUUAUCCAUUCUAUUGCCAGUACUUGUUACAUUACAAUUGUUACUUUGCACUGAUCGCAAAUUAACAAACGUUUAUAGUUAUGUAUUUUCUGGCUUUAUUAUUUACUAUUAUUACCAGAUGGUCAAAUUUGUUCAGUUAACAUCGAUGUUAUCAUUGAAUACCUGUGUAAUCCAAUUUCUAUUGUAUUCAAUGUAUAGUCAAAUUCAAACAAUUAGACCGAACGUUCGAACAAAAAAAAUACAAAUGCUAUUUGGAAAACUUGCUCCAUUUCUCUUGAUCUUACUGAAAAAUGUUAUAUUUGUUAAUCAACGAAUAUGGAUGAUCAAUUAUUUAUAUUAUCUAUGGAUAUUAUUCUAUUUAUCUGAAAUAUUUGUAUCUCAUAGACAUUCGAUUUAUAAUUAUUACAUUCGAAAAUUUAUUUUCGAUAUCUAUACAGUGAUUCGUACACUUGGCUUACAGACAUUAUUUAAUUUUGUUCAACAACGAGUUCGAAUUAUUACGUUAUUAAAAAUAUUUUAUUUUACAAAAAUUAUUAUAAUGCCUUUAUGUUUUCGUUCAGUUUAUGAAACACCUUACAUUAAUGGAUCAUUAAAUGUACUUUCAUCCUCUUCACAAACAUUAAAUUUAACAAGUAUUCUUAGUCUACUUAAUAUGACAACGACACCUAACAUAACGAAUAAUUCUGAUGCCAUUAAUCGAUCAUUAUUAAUGGAAAAUCUUAUUCAAAAGUAUCCAAAUCUUAAUCAACAAAUAACUAUCCAGGAACAACAAAAAGAAGCAUAUAAUGUGACAUUAAUAAAAACAAUUUAUUUUACGAGUCUUUAUUAUGGAACAGAGACAAUGUUUACUUUAAUUAGUUUAACAUUGAUUAUUUCCUUUGCUAUGAAACAUAUAUCCUAUUAUUUAUUUCAUUUACUUGACUUAUGGAGUGAUGACGUCGAGCAAAUUGGAUUUAUUACUGGUGUAAUGUUUUUUUUACUAUUGACACAAUCAAAUUUAUCACGUUUAAAUCUUGAUCAACGACAUAUACCAUUGUGUAAAGCAUUUGCUUUAUUAGUGAUUGCUCUUCUUCAUUUUCUUCAUACGCAAUUAGAACCACAAUUAUUAAAAGUUGCCGUACAAAAUAUGGCAACAAAAAUGAUGUUAAAUACUGACCAGCAACGACAACAACAGGAACGCGAAUAUGAGGAAAUACCGCCUAAUACAGAUACUGAGAAUCAGGUUCAUCAUCGGAGCGUAUCAUCUACUGCUAAUAUUGAACAACCUAUUGAAAAAAAAAGUGAAACAAAUGAUGAUAGUGUUUCGGGUCCAUCUGUACCAUUUCAUACGAUUCUCUUCCGUUCUUAUCAUCAUCGUCAUGUAUAUACCAGUUUGGGUAUUAAUUUAUUUUUAUUUGUUUAUAUUACUUUUUUAUGGCGUAUAUGUACAUUUUCAACAUGGUUAUUAGCCAUAACCGCAUUUGCAUUAGAAUUAUCUAUCCGUUUACUUGCCGCAUUAGCUCAAUACUCAAUCUAUGUUAUGGAUGUUAAUAAUCGAUUAAAAAAUUCAGAGAAAUUUGAUGAUUAUAUAUUUUAUAUAAAAACUAUCACAUCUUGUUUUGAAUUUUUGCUUGGUUUAUUUCUAUUAUUUAAUGGAUUAUACAUAUUAUUUUUUGAGUCUCGUGGAACAAUAAGAGCAUUUAUGCUUGGUAUUCAUGCACACUUUAAUAUUCAUGUUUCAGCUCGAAAAGGAUACAGAAUAUAUAAAAAUAGAAAAACAGCAUGGGAUAAUGUAAAAAAAUUACGCUUAGCAACAUCAGACGAGAUUAACUCGUAUAACGAUAUAUCCGCUUGUUUUUGGUCAAAUGCCGAUGUUUUACAAUGGGUGAAAAGUUAUUUACCUGAAUUAUUCGAAAAAUAUGGAGGAUAUUUUAAGGAACACAAUAUGACAGGACGAAGUUUGUUUAUGUUAAAUGAUAAUUUACUAUACGAAAUGGGAAUCAUUGAUGAAGAUGACAGAGCACUAUUUCGGAUUGAAAUAGCGAAACUGAAGUUGAAAUCUGAUUUACUUAGUUUAAAAACCACACAUCAUAAAGGAACAAUACGUUUUUUGGACGACAAUUCUUCAAAUGAUACAUCAUUAGCUUUGAGCGAUAAUAAUUGA
Messenger RNA from Didymodactylos carnosus, 2625 nucleotides. NCBI's taxonomy places the organism in Eukaryota, Metazoa, Rotifera, Eurotatoria, Philodinida, Philodinidae. The record is from the annotation of a GenBank genome assembly.